AUGACAUACAAAUCUGCCUUAAAUGUUUCAGCACCUAUGUUCAGCUCUAAGUUCGAGAUAAUGUCCUUAGCAGUCAAUCUUCCAUUACCAGGGGUGUUAACUUCUAAAGUUAUCUCAGCCAAUUGUGGAGCCAGUUCUAAUCUCUUACAAGCAGCAUGUGAAAUGAAAGAGUGGGACGCUCCAGGCCCUGAUUUUGUCGCUGUUGAUUUUUGGGGUUUUGCUGUUGAGGUGCUCCUCCGUUCUUCUUCGGACAUACUGAAGCAUAGUGCCCAGUUUCCCCACAUCUAUAGCAUAUAUUCAUUCCUUUCAGGCAUUCCCCUGAAUGAGGUCGCUGACACUUUGGGCAGAGUGGUCGUCCCAUUGCUUGCGGCUGUUGAUUUUGACGUUGAUUCUGAUUUUGAUUCCAGAACUCAUUCUGCUUCUUCUGUCUAUAGCAUCCCGCCCACACUCCUUCCCCCCUUCUUCUCCCCCCCUUCAGCCGCUCACACACACACGCCUCUCUUGCCUCUCUCUUCUCUCCCUCUUCACGCCAAACCCGCCCCUUCUCUCCCCCGAAUCUCCUCCGGCGGACAACGGCAGCCACCGCCGAAUACGCCGCCACCCUUGACUCUCCUCUCCCUCAACUGCUCCAUCUUGCCCUCGACUGCUCCAUCUUGCCCGGCGACAAGCGCCGCCCGGAACUUCUCCCUCGUCUCCUGUCACUCCCGCCGCCGCAGCUACGCCGCCUGUUGCUACCCGACACCACCAUCACCUUCUCCUUCUUCAGCCGACAGCGUGGCCGCCCUCGCUGCCCCGAGACAGAGAGCAGCGGUUGGUCGGACCGCCUGCCACCAUCCCAGAGCCGGCGCUGCUGUUGUUGUACAUCUUCUCCAUCGCCGGCUGCCAUCCCAGCCUCUCUCCGCCGCCGCGGCUCGGCCACCAACGAAGGACCACCCACCUCAUCUCCCUCUGUACCCCCUGUUCUCUCUCCUCCUUGGCAACGACGGAACGCCGCUGCCUCCCUCGGUCUCUCUCUCUCGACCUUCCGGCGACUGCAGCAGCGAUGGUAUGCUUGAAAUGUUUUGCUGUGUAAAUCGUGAGGUUUAUUUGUGGUUUCUGCUAAACCAAUUUGGAGCUAGAGGCGUAAUGUAUAAACAGAGGUAGGCGAAAAAGUCAAGUGGUUACCUUGGCGAGGAUUUCAGUUGGUAUUUUGAUUUCUGCUUGUUUGCUCAAUACUUGAUUUCUGGUGAAAUGAGCUUGGGGCCGAUGAAAAUAAUUUGGUGGAUUAAGUGAGUGAAGGAGAACUUGGCUGAUUUGUUAGGUGGAAUUUGACAGCAUAAAACAAAAGAAAGUGGAAAACAAAAGAGAGAUUUGGCUGUCGGAUUAGUAGGAGAAGGGGGUAUGGUGGGAGGAAAGAAAGUGGAAAAAAUUGAAAGUGGACGGCUAAUGCAAAAGAAAGUGAUUAGAUAGGAGAUGAUUUAAUAAUCUGCAUAAUUACAUGUAUGCUAAAAAUAAUCAUGAUAUAGGGUGGCUAUUAGGAACAUAAAUAAUAUAUCGGGACUGUAAUAAAUACUUCAGGGUUUGCUAAAUAAAUAUUUCGUGAAGAAUACUUGAAUGCUAAAUUAAAUAAAUAUGCAAUGCAUAUAAAUUCAAUAAUUAAAUUUACAAAUAUUUUUGUAAAUCAUUUUUGUUGGAAUUACAAAUAAAUUCUUUUUCUUUAUA
Messenger RNA from Salvia miltiorrhiza (redroot sage), 1701 nucleotides. RefSeq lists its product as uncharacterized. The coding region runs from base 1 to 1143 and encodes 380 amino acids. The transcript has 5 exons. The record is from RefSeq and is a predicted model, not a curated record. Lineage: Eukaryota; Viridiplantae; Streptophyta; Magnoliopsida; Lamiales; Lamiaceae.